Paraphaeosphaeria sporulosa is the source of this 2937-nucleotide messenger RNA. Its product is annotated as DUF221-domain-containing protein. The record is from RefSeq and is a predicted model, not a curated record. The transcript is spliced from 3 exons. Lineage: Eukaryota; Fungi; Ascomycota; Dothideomycetes; Pleosporales; Didymosphaeriaceae. Gene Ontology annotation, molecular function: calcium-activated cation channel activity. Gene Ontology annotation, cellular component: plasma membrane. Bases 88 to 2685 code for a protein of 865 amino acids.
GGCCUCUGGUCGCGAAUCUACACUUCCUAGACACCUACAAUCCUCUUCCGCCAACAGGACUCGACAGCCGAGCCUUGCAAGAGCACCAUGGCUUUCGGCCAGCUUUUUGCGCGUGACGACGGCGUCGCAGGGUCCAACCGCGACACAGAGAAGGACAACUCGCUGUCCAGCCUGGUGUCGACCCUAGUGCCGACUGCCAUUUCCGCCUUCAUCUUCGUCACUCUGUUCUUGAUCUUCCGCCGCCAUUUCCGCAGGCUCUAUGCCCCGCGUACCUACAUCAACAGCCUGGGCGACCAGCGCAAGACGCCCGCCCCGAGCAAUGGCCUGUUCGGCUGGAUCAAGGACUUCCGACACAUCAAGGAUGAAUACAUCCUCGACCACCAGUCCAUCGACGGCUACCUGUUCGUGCGCUUCUUCAAGCUGCUCAUCGUUGUGUGCUUCCUCGGCUGCUGCAUCACGUGGCCCGUUCUGUUCCCCAUCAAUGCGACCGGCGGCGGGGGCAAGAAGCAGCUUAAUAUGCUCUCCAUGAGCAAUGUCAAGAAUGUCAACCGCUACUAUGCCCAUGCGUUGGUGUCGUUCGUCUUCUUGACCCUGGUCAUGCUCAUCAUUGCCCGCGAAUCCUUCUUCGCCGUCAACCUGCGCCAGGCCUACCGGCGUUCUCCGUGGGGUGCCAGCCGCCUGUCCUCCAAAACCAUCUUAUUCACCAAUGUCCCCAAGAAUAUCACCCAGGCCGCCCUGUUCGAGAUGUUCCCCGGCGUCAAGCAUGCGUGGGUUGCCUCCAAUUGCAAGGCGCUGCAGGAGCUCGUUGAUGAUCGGGAUGAGACCGCGUUGAAGCUCGAGGCUGGCGAAAUCCAGCUGUCCCGCGACGCCAACCAGAACCGAAUCAAGACGGAGAAGGGUAAGAAGGCGUACAAGGCUGGAGAGGGCCUCGAUCACUUCUGCAACCCCAAGGACCGCCCUACCCACCGCCUCAAGUUCCUCAUCGGCAAGAAGGUCGACACCAUCACCUAUGGACGUCAGCACUUGGCCGAGCUCAUCCCCAAGAUCGAGGCCGAGCAGGACAAGCACUGGCAGGGUAAGGCCGAACUGGUUGGUGCCGUCUUCUUGGAAUUCGACACGCAGCGCUCGGCACAGGAUGCCUGGAUGUUGAUGCAGAAGAGGAAGACCAAGCCCAACUCAAAGAUGUCUGCCCGCCAGCUCGGUGUCCUCCCCGAGGAGGUUGUCUGGAACAAUCUGCGCAUUGGCACCGCUGAACACUGGGUUAGGUGGAUCGCCGCAACGGCCUUCAUCUCCGUUGGAAUCAUCUUCUUUGCCAUCCCCGUUGCUGUCGUCGGUAUCAUCUCCAACAUCAACUACCUCACCAAGACGUUUACCUGGCUAGCGUGGAUCAAUGAUAUUCCUAGUGUAAUCCUCGGCGUGGUGACAGGUCUCCUUCCCGUUAUCAUGCUUGCCGUGCUGAUGGCCCUCGUGCCUAUCAUCUGCCGAUUGAUGGCCAAACUUGCUGGUUGGGUGACGCUUAGCCAGGUAGAGUUGCAGACUCAGUCCUGGUACUUUGCCUUCCAGGUUGUUCAGGUCUUCCUCAUCACAACUUGCUCGAGCGCUGCCACUGCCGUGAUACAAAGUGUGCGAGACAAUCCCGGUCAGGUCCUCACUCUGUUGUCUGCAAACCUACCGAAGGCAUCCAACAUCUACAUUAGCUAUUUUAUUCUAUUCGGACUUUCCUCCGCCGCCGGUACCCUGCUCAACAUCGGUGGCUUUGUCGGCAUCGUCUUGCUCGGCCGCAUUCUGCCUGGCAAGACUCCUCGCAAGGUCUGGCAGAAGCUCGUCAAACUCUCCGCACCCAUGUGGGGCUCUGAAUUCCCCAAGUGGACCAACUUGGGUGUGAUUGCGCUCUCCUACUCUGGCAUUGCUCCCCUUGUCCUGGGUUUUGCCACCGUUGGCUUCUCCCUCAUCUACAUCGCCUUCCGCUACAACUUCCUCUACUGCUACGAAACCAACAUCGACACCCAAGGCCAGGCUUACCAGCGUGCCCUUCGCCAGCUCAUCACCGGCGUGUACAUUUCCGAAGGCUGCCUCAUUGGCCUCUUCGCUAUCGCAACCGGCGACAACAAGAUGGCCGCCGGCCCACUUGCCAUCGAAUGCCUCCUUCUCGCCCUCACCAUCAUCGGCCACCUCUGCCUCCGCAGCGCACUUACCAACCAUGAAGCUCGCCUCGCCUACACUGACCCCACGCCCGCAACCACCGAGCUCGAGCACGGCCUCGCCGCCGCCGUCACUCCGGAGAAGUCGGCAGCCGCUCCCUCCUCCCCCGCGGCCGCCCCCAAGCCCACCAAGAUCCCCGCCUUCCUCGCCAAGCUCAUCAACCCAGAGCGCAAUUCGACCGUCGUGCUCUCUUCCAAGCUCGACCAAUACUACCACCAGCCGCAAGAGCCGCUACCCGUCGAGAUUGCCAAGCGCGCGUACUUCAACCCAGCCGUUACCUCGCCGACGCCUAUCCUCUGGAUCGUGCGCGACGAGAUGGGUAUUUCGGCACGCGAGGUCCGCGAUACGAAGAAGGAGGUGCCUGGGCUCGAGAUCACGGACGAGCAGGCGGUGUUUAAUGAGAAGAAUAAGGUGUCGUGGAUUGGGGUUGACGAGGGCAAGGCGAGGGAGGCGCCGAUCUGGGAGGAGAAGAUCGUGUACUGAUCUCCCCACGCGCCAGAUCUUGAAUUGAUGUCUGGAAGGAAGAUAAGGAGGUGUGAUAUGUACCGUCGUGUCUACCCAUCUGUAAGUGUGUUUAAGUGUGUAUGUGUGGUAAUGUUUCUCUUCUAUUGACGAGCGCGCGGUGGAGGGCUGAUUUGAGCGACGAGCACGUGUGAUAUACCCUUAUUGUAGCAUUGCGGAGCAUACAUAGCGGCGAAUCUGAAAAUACUUCAAAAAUAGUCUUGUAAUGCGUAC